Messenger RNA from Oppiella nova, 788 nucleotides. The record is from the annotation of a GenBank genome assembly. Lineage: Eukaryota; Metazoa; Arthropoda; Arachnida; Sarcoptiformes; Oppiidae.
CACCACUAAAACCAGUGAUGUUUUGGAUUCAUGGCGGAGCCCUCUAUCUCGGGUCAUCAUUUCAAUACCAAUACAACGGCAGUGCACUGGCAGCUCAUGAUGUGGUGGUUGUGUCCAUGAACUAUAGAUUAGGACAGUUUGGGUUCCUAUACGGUGGCGAUGAUAGGGCGCCCGGAAAUCAGGGCUUUUAUGACCAGUUAUUAGCACUCAAAUGGGUGAGAGAAAAUAUUCAUAAAUUUGGUGGGGAUAAGGAUCAGAUCACCAUAUUUGGUGAGAGCGCUGGUAGUUGGUCCGUAUCGGCACAAAUAUUAUCUCCCCUAUCGAAAGGUCUGUUUAAGAGGGCUAUUAUGGAAAGUGGUGCCCAUAUGUUCAAUAAGGACAGGGAUAUCAGGACUAAAUCUGAAGUUUUAAGCGAUGCCAAGAAUUUAGCCAAACAUUUCAAUUGUAGUGAAAAUGAAUGGUUAGAGUGUUUGCAAAAAGUCGACGCAAACCACUUAAUAGAGGCCACUGUUGUGGGAAUCACUGUCGACACACUCGACACUGAAUACCUCCCGGUGUCCGCACAAACAGCAUUUGAAACACUAAAAUUCAACAAGGAUCUGGACCUAAUGGCAGGUGUGGCCGCACACGAGGGCUCUACGUUAUUGCGUAUGGCAGUGCAACAUAUCCCACAAAACAUAACUGAAUCUGAUUUUAAGAGAUUAGCGCAAGGUUUCGACUCAUUUUUUCACGACUUAAAUGCCACCGCAAUCACCGACUUUUAUUUGGGAAAUAUCAAUAAAACUGAC